AUGGGGUUCUUGAGCAAAGCUCUUUCCAAGGCCGGGAAUGUGGCUCAACAGGCUGCCGCCGAUUAUCAACAUAAGCAGCAGCAGAGGGAUUAUCCUGCUCAACAGUACGGUCAACAGAAUCCGUACCAGCAUCUACAGCCUCAGCAGCAGCAUCACCAACCAUAUCCGCCGUAUCAUCGGCAGCCUGCUCCGGCGCCUGAGCCAGGACCAACUUCAUGGCUUCAGGAUAGCGGCACGUCAGCAGUACCGUAUGUGCCGAUUCCUCCUCAACCAGUAUUGAGCACAUCGAGCCAGCCACCAAUUGCAGCUUCAUCUUCUAGGCCAGACCAAUCCGUAACAGCACAGGGUACCCGUGCGAUUGUCGUACAAGCCUCGGUCCAUCAUGUUUCGGGAACACCAGAGCCACAUCCAUGUGGUAUCACACCCAUCGUGGAGUGUUGCAACACAGAGGUGCUGUUCCCACUCGAUUGGUUUACUCACUCAUCCGCCUCGUCGUUUACAAUAUGUAGUCGCUGCUAUGUCGACUACGUCUACAACUCACCGUUCCGCUGCGAGUUUACAGUGGCGCGCUCUGUCCAAGGUGAAUCUCGACGAUGCAUGUUCGGAUCCCGUCGGAUGAAGGAGACUCUGUGGCCUCAAACCAUCUUAUCAGGAAAUUUGAGCAACGCGCUAGAAUGCAUGAAAACAAGACAAGACCUUCCAGCCUGCCCUGAAAGUCAGCUGCAGCAAAAACGCAACCGGUAUCUAUCCAACGAUAUCCCCGGCGCCACUAUCUGUGAGGCAUGCUUCGAGGAUAACCUCAUCCACACGCCAUUUGGUUGCCGAUUCAAGCUACAGAAAGCGGACACGAUUGCCGAACAGUGGUACUGUGACUUGAGCGUCUGGUUCAUCCCGCGCACACUGGAGGAUAACGUCGGAACAGGAACGUGGAAUAAGUUCUGCGAUGAUGUGAAGGCUCGUUUACAAAUGCCACAAUGCCCCAAGCUGACAAACACCAUUGUCGACCAACGGGGCUGGUAUAUUGCAAGCAGGGGACCGCCAGGACUCCAGGUCUGCCAUACUUGUUUCUGUGACUACUUCUUUGGCACCCCUGCGGCGGACUUCUUUGCUCCCGGGAAACCGGAGGGACCUAACGGCACUGCCAUCUGUGUGAUGGGACACUUGAAUAUCCUAUUAUCGACCAUGAGGGCCUCAAUCAAGCAAGACUGGCAGAUAUUUUGGGAGGCCAUGGAUCAACUUGGGGCGAAUCCCAUCUGUUCUGGAACUGGCACAACCAAUGCCGUGUGGUUCACAACCAAGAACAAUCCUCCUGAUUUCGCGGUUUGCGGCGCUUGCGUCGGCUCCAUCGCCACAGCAUUUGGGGGAGCUCACCACUUCAUACCAAAGCCGGGCACCUCGAGAAGCGAUACAUUUGUCUGCAACUUCAACACUAGAAAGCCGCGGUGGCAGCAAUUUCUGGCAAACUUCAACGAGGUGGUUUUGACCGGGAAGCCAGAUUCGCUGGAAUUAGCUGCCAAAACAUGGGCUGGCGUCCCCUUAUGCCCACGAUAUGAUCUCAAGAAACCGGGCAAGAGAAAGUGGUGGGGAUGGGACGACCUGCAAAUCUGUGAAGAGUGCUACAUCUCCUUUGCUAAGGGAUCCAGAUUUGAGGCCAACUUUCCCAUGCAAGGACUAUUCGUAGAGAAGCCACGCAUUUGCGACUUGUACUCCCCUCGGAUGCGUGGCCUAUACACCGAAGCGUGCCAGAAUGAUACACUGCCUGCUUUACUGGACUUUGCUCACAAGAGAAGGCUUGUAUUCCUCGAGACAAUACCGCACUGCGAGGAAAUUCUAAUGGCGCAGUUUAUGAAGGCGCAGCAGGCCAAGAUGCUGGGAAUCACGGGUUCCUUUUACAAAGCAAUGGGCGGAGCACAGGCUGCAAUCAACGGACAUGAUUACAACGUGGGAAAUGCCCAGGUCGGCUACGGAUGGAAGAAUGAGACGGAGUUCACGGGCGCCAUGUAUGAUCACCAUAUGAGGCAGGUCGCCGGGGAAGUUGGGAACGGAGGGCCAGAGAUGAUGAUCCGGGUUUUGGAACAGCGGUGGAAACAGGUGGAAUAG
Metarhizium brunneum ARSEF 3297 is the source of this 2100-nucleotide messenger RNA. RefSeq lists its product as uncharacterized. NCBI's taxonomy places the organism in Eukaryota, Fungi, Ascomycota, Sordariomycetes, Hypocreales, Clavicipitaceae. The record is from RefSeq and is a predicted model, not a curated record.